AUGAACAAGUCACUACUAAAUGCAGAAAACUAUCUUUAUCUACACCCAAGUGAAAACCCAGCCGUCGGACUGGUUUCUCCAGUUUUAGAUUCCAACAAUUAUCAUUCAUGGAGUAGGUCCAUGAUAACGGCGUUAAGCGCCAAGAACAAAGUAGAGUUUGUGAACGGAAAAGCACCCGAGCCAUUGAAGUCUGAUAGAACCUAUGGGGCGUGGAGUCGCUGCAACAACAUGGUGGUGUCUUGGUUGGUCCAUUCAGUAUCCAUCUCCAUUAGACAAAGUAUCUUGUGGAUGGACAGAGCAGAAGAAAUCUGGAAUGACUUGAAAUCAAGGUACGCACAAGGGGACCUUCUGAGAGUAUCUGAACUCCAACAAGAAGCUUCGUCCAUCAAGCAAGGAUCCCUUUCGGUAACAGAGUACUUCACGAAGCUGCGGGUCAUAUGGGACGAGAUCGAAAACUUCAGACCCGAUCCCAUAUGCGCAUGCACUGUCAAAUGUACUUGCUUGGUACUCACCACCAUUGCUCAACGAAAGAGAGAAGAUCGUGCUAUGCAGUUUCUGCGAGGGCUGAAUGAGCAGUAUAAUAAUAUACGUUCUCAUGUGCUGCUCAUGGAUCCAAUACCUACCAUACCUAAAAUUUUUUCGUACAUGGCACAGCAGGAGAGACAACUUACAGGUAACAACUCUAUAUCAAAUUUCCAUCUCGAAUCUAAAGAAGGAUCUUCCAUUAACGCUGUCAAAAGUGUCUGUGAAUUCUGUGGACGUAUUGGUCACAAUGAAAGCGUUUGUUACAAGAAAAACGGUCUACCUCCUAAUUACGAUGGGAAAGGCAAAGGAUAUAACACGCGAAAAACAUGCACCUACUGUGGGAAGCUUGGGCACACAAUCGAAGUUUGUUACAAGAAACACGGGUAUCCCCUAGGCUUUAAAUUCAACAAUGGCAGAACCAUAGUUAAAAAUGUAGUGGCAGCAGAUGGAAAAGUCACAGAUGACCAAAAGCUAUCUCAAGAAUCUCAAGAACUGGUUCACUUUUCACCAGAGCAAUACAAGGCACUGCUAGCCUUAAUACAACAGUCGUCGGCCGGGAACUCAGCAUCCAUUAAACCUCAGGUUGCCUCUAUUUCAUCUUGUACCAAUAACGACACAACAGGAUAUGACUACCAAGGUGAGGAUUGGUACAGCUGA
Glycine soja is the source of this 1182-nucleotide messenger RNA. RefSeq lists its product as uncharacterized. The transcript is spliced from 2 exons. Gene Ontology annotation, molecular function: zinc ion binding; nucleic acid binding. The record is from RefSeq and is a predicted model, not a curated record. Lineage: Eukaryota; Viridiplantae; Streptophyta; Magnoliopsida; Fabales; Fabaceae. The coding region runs from base 1 to 1182 and encodes 393 amino acids.